Messenger RNA from Oryzias melastigma (Indian medaka), 2224 nucleotides. RefSeq names its product rab9 effector protein with kelch motifs. NCBI's taxonomy places the organism in Eukaryota, Metazoa, Chordata, Actinopteri, Beloniformes, Adrianichthyidae. Gene Ontology annotation, cellular component: cytoplasm. The record is from RefSeq and is a predicted model, not a curated record. Gene Ontology annotation, molecular function: protein binding; chromatin binding. The transcript is spliced from 19 exons. Bases 313 to 1668 code for a protein of 451 amino acids.
UAGGUUACCUGCAAACUGAGAAGCAGAGGGCAGCUGCAGGACUGUGAGCUGUGUGCUGGUUCCAGACAGCUGUUUACAGCUAGAAGAUCCAAAUAAACCUUCUGACUCUAUCAGAGCUCAACAGGUAGGACAGCGUGGGAUGGCUUUAGCUAGCGGCCACUGGUUUGAGAAAGAACAGAGAGGAGAACCUCCAAGUCCCAGUUGUGUAGGCACGGCCAUGCGCUGGCUGUGGCAGGAAAUGUAGCGUUUCUGUUCGGGGGAGCCUGCAGCAUCAACCAGGAGGACAGGCCUGUUUACUUCAGUGACUUCUACAUGCUAACAGUGAAUCCUGACGAUGUGACCUGGGAGGAGAUUCCACAGACUGGACAGGUACCAUCUGCCAGAGAGGGACACACUCUGUGUGUUGUUAAGGGAAGGUUGUACCUGUUUGGAGGAGCUUCCUGUCCUGAUGCCACUGAAUGUCUGCCGGGGGUCCACUGCUUCGACAUAGUUUCCCUCACCUGGGAGUGGUUGGCAGUUGGGGGCGUGGCCCUCAGGACUCUGGGACACAGCUCUGUUGCUAUUGGAGACAACAUCUACACAUACGGAGGCCUUUUGAAUGGAAAUCCAGCUGAUGACCUCAUGCUCUUCAACACGGUGUCGCUCACCUGGACUCCAGUUAGAACACACGGAUCACUGCCUCCUGCUCUGUGGGGUCAGAGCUUUGCCCUGGCUGGGGAUCAGGUGUUCAUGUUUGGAGGUUGUGGAGCUGGGGGAGACUUCUGUAAAGACCUGUACGUUCUUAAUACAGAAAACCUGAUGUGGGAAAAACGAGACGUGAAAGGAGAAGCCCCUGCAGCCUGCAGCGGUCAAACACUGACCGCACACCAUGACAAGGACAUUUACCUUUUUGGAGGCAAAAGCACAAAUGAGGACGGCGCAGACACAUCAACCAAUGAAAUCCAUAAACUCAGCAUUGCAAAGAUGAAGUGGAAGGUCCCGCUGUACGUUGGGAUUCCUCCAGCCCGUCGACACGGACACUCCGCCUUCAUCCUCCACAGCCAUCUGUAUGUGUUUGGAGGGAAAAACGAAGAGCAAGAUUUCAACGAUCUGAAGGUGAUGAAGUUAAUCAGCCCCUCUGAAAGACAACCAGUGAUGAAGGAGAUUCUGUCGGAGUUUGGCCUCCAGGGCAUCAGUCACAGCUUCACUCCCACUAAAGUUCCUAACGUCCGCUAUGAGCUGAGUGGGUCAGUGAGUCCAGCUGUGGCGUCCAGGAACCCUGCAGUCACACAGGUGAGUCUCCACAGAGACUUCAGUGCAGUUCGAGAUCAGGCUGGGAAGAUGAUCCAGACGGCCUUCACCCUGUUAGACCAGGAGUUCCAGAAAAUAGAAAGAGAGAGAUCAGAGCUGAUCACAGCGGCUGCUGCUCUGCGAGAGGAGAAGGAAGUUCAGGAUGCUCGCAGACAACAACAAGAGCAGGAGCUGCAGGAGAUGGUGGAAAGGCAUCGCUCCCAAAAUGAGGCCUGGCUUCGUGCACGAGCUGAAGAAAAUGACAGAGAGCGGAGGGAGCUCUGCAGACUCAGAGAGGAGGUGCAGCAGGAGCAGGAGCGGCUGAGGGAGGAGAACAUCGCCAUCCAGAAACGCAGUGAACACCUUCUGUCCAUCAUGCAGCAGUUCAAAGGAAUGUGAAUCAUGUGGUCCGAUUACAAACAGAUCACUGAAGAAUCACUCCCACACUUUCAAGGAUUUCUGAGUUCCGUGAUGAGCCAGCGUUCAGAAACAAUCCCUGUUUUCAAAAUCAAAUGAAGAGAUCAGUAAUAGAACUGAGAGAUGUUAUCAACUCUUCUUCCUUUUGCUCCUCUUCAGAAUGCCUUUUCAAAUGCUGUUUCAUUCUCGUGUGACAAAGCUUUCAAGCCGCUUUAGUUGAUCCGAUGUUUGAUGCCUCAAAUUCUUCCAGUGAGUGAGGGUGUGUUGAGGCUUGAAAUGUUCUGGUCGGAAUCAUGCAGGAGCUUCUCUGAAAAAGACGCCUCUGAACCGCAGCAUGUGUUGCCCCUGACGACCCCAAACCCUCGGUCAUCUGGGUUUUUUCAUUUUUUGAAGGACUUCUCUCUUUUCCAGCCUUAAACACAAAAUCUUUAACACACUGCAUCUUUUCAACUGUUAGCAUGAUCAGCGUAAUUCCAGCAGAUCUCGCCGCUUUUCUCCUUCAGAAUCUGCUGGAACUACGCUGAUCGUGUUAACGGUU